Messenger RNA from Nicotiana tabacum (common tobacco), 2580 nucleotides. RefSeq lists its product as uncharacterized. The record is from RefSeq and is a predicted model, not a curated record. Lineage: Eukaryota; Viridiplantae; Streptophyta; Magnoliopsida; Solanales; Solanaceae.
AAUUGAGAUCUUCUGUUAGCAAAGAGGAUCCUAGCUGACUAAACAAGCAGUUAAAUUAAGAGCAGCACAUUUGUGAUUGCAGAUUCAAGUUUCUUAUAAAACAAAACAUUCGAGCAACUGAUUAAAAAGCACGGAAUAUGUUGCUAUAAAAAAAAAGGGAGAAGGAAAAAACACCCGUCAUCAUAUUAUGUGCUCCUUUUGUAGCUUUUUGAGACAGGUCUUAAAACUAAGGCAUAACAGUAACAGAUGAACAAAUGGUAACGUUCCACCUUAUUGUUAUUGGAGAUUCGGAGCCCUGUGGUUUAGUUAAAAUAACAGAAGUAAAACACUUCUCAUUUGGAUUUAAAAAAAAAGGUGGGAUACCGGAAGGAUAUCCCUCAACUUCCAUCAAUCUGCAAUUAUUGGCAAACACGUAAUGCAAAUACUGAUAGAGAAGAUCUGGAAAUGACAAGACGAAUCCAAAUUCUAGAGCUAAUAUUGUCAUAGCAAAGCUUAAGACCUUAAAGUUGUUUAAGUUCAUUUUCUUAGCAGGUAGUAUGCAUAUAUGUACUUAAAGUGGGUACGCCACUUGUGACUUUGGUGCAUAAGUUCUAAGGUUCACCAGUGAGACGCAGAAAGCCGUGCAGUGAGAGGGGUGUGGUUGGCUUUUUUCCCUUACUCCUACUUGUAAGUAUAUCCCGUAAGAGGUCUAUAGUGUCUUCUAGGUAUUUCAGUAUUACUAGUUCCUAGGCACGUGCGUUGCACGCGUAUAUAUUUUACACUUUUACCCAUAAUAAUGAUAGCAUUUUCAAAAAUCUUGGGAAUUGAUUUGGGGAAUGAGUAGUUAAUGAUAAUGGUAAAAAAAAAAAAGAGUAUUUUUCUCUUGGUCAAGUAAAAGUGAAAAUAUAUUUUUAGUAUAGUGGACAAGUAAAAGUAAACAGAGGGAGUAUUAUACGCGUGGGAAGUUAAAGAGCUUAACUUUGUAAAGUGAAGAAAUUUAGAUACAUGAACCUUAAUAAAUUUUUUGACAAAGCAAAUUUAAUGUUACUAAACUAACUUUUAUAGAUUAUAUAGUUUUUUAUUAAUAUUGAAGGUAUUAUUAAAUAUUAAUAUAUAAAUCUUAAGGACAUAAAAGUCCAACAAUAUUCUAGGAUUAUUUUAGUCUUUCACAUUCAACUUUUGAUCUUCAUGCUUAAAUAUAGUAUGAUGUGUGUGUAUUUUAAAUGCUUCAAUAGUCAAAACUUGGACAGCAAGUCUAUGGAGUCUGAGGAAGCAAGUUUGACAAACAAUUGCUUCCCUGCUUUCAUCCUUGCUUGAUGCCCAAGUAAUUGUUCUUAUAAAAUGCAUGUUAACUCUCAAGUUGGAGAAAACACAAUAUUUCAGAAACAUAUUUAAUCUCUCUCUCUCUCUCUCAUUCAUUUCUGCAUCUUUGCUCAGCUUCUAAGUUGGAAAACCUCAAUUUCCCUGCGUAUACUGUUGUCCAUAUUAUCAUCCCUCUCGUUGUCAGUUCAUAUCCAGGCCAAAAGAACCUACUCUCUUUGUUUGGUAUUUGAGGGGUCGGCAUCAUGUCAAAUAAUGUGAGAGCGCUUGAGUUGCAGAACUCGAAGCCGCCAACUGAUUUAUUAGUGAACGGAAAAAAGGAAUCUGUCCAAAUUGUUUCACAUGAAAGACCAGAGGCCGGAGAAGAUGCUCAACAUUUUGACCCACCAACUAAUCCAACUGAAAAAAGAUUUGUGGCAAAAAGGCCUCUGCAGAUGCCUCAACCACCAUCGAGUCGACCUUUACUAAACAGACCCCUCAAUGAAAAUCAAGGUACUACGGGGAACAUCAGAAAGAAGGUCAAAAUGGACUUACCAGAUUUUGAUGGAAAGCUCAAUCCAACUAUAUUUGCUGAUUGGCUAUCAGCUAUGGAGGAAUAUUUUGACUGGUAUGACUUGUCUGAUGAGCGGAAGGUUAGAUUUGCUAAAAUGAAGCUAACUACUCUUGCAAAAGAGGUGGUGAAGUCCACAACAGGUCUGUAAUGGCGUAUUAUUUGUCCAUGAAACAUUGACUUUCCAAGCUAAAUUCAAUAAGAAGAUCGUGGUGGCACAAAGGAUGAAAAGACGGAACAUAAAGAGUGAUCAGGUAUAUUCAUUCUCUUAGCAAAAGAAAUGGUAAAUCGAAAGAAAAUCCAUGGUCCCACUCCAUAUAUCCCUUGUUUAGAAUCUUUCACUUAUGAUCCAAAAUACAAGGUUUAACUUUCCUUAAACGGACAGUUUCAUGAGACAAAAACUCCAGUCAAUAUAACAAUCAACUCCGACUAUUUCAAAAAAUCACAAAGUAAUUCAUACCACUAACUUUCCCCCUUGGUCCAAGAUAGAAUAAAAGCAAGAAAAUAUAAGGACAAGAAACUGCUUAUUGUCAAUAGAACAAAAUAUGUUCACUCUGAAAUGGAAGCACUAAAUUUCAAAUUGCUAACUCAAACAACAAAAUAUCCAACAAGCAAACAAAUUAUGCACCCAAAGAAAAGGAGCUGGAUUUAAUUUUUUAAAAAGUACUAUUUAUUCUUCAAUUGAAUCAAGCUGCUUUGAAUUCACAUAAUGAGUAAAGUUAAAGAAAAUU